UCAAGGUUUCAAAAUCAUUAUUUUGACAGUAAUUAACAACAAAAACGUGUUUUUAACAAGUAAAGUAGAUAUAAUUAUUCUACAUUUAUUUAAUAUUGUUUCCUGUGAUAACCGUUUAAAAAUAGAACCAUGUCUCGUUAACAAAACAUGUGCAAAAUGACAAGAACUUAUCGAAAUAAUUGCAAGGAAGCGGUUAAAGUUGUAGCUCGAAUUAAUGGCUAUUUUCAGUAAACUUAUAAAAGACAAACCAAAUGCUGGAGGAUAUCCUACGUACAUUAUGAUCAGCCUAGGACCUUCAAUAUUUCCAUCUUAUGGUGUGUUCAUUCCAAUUGUGUCGACAAUCCUUUUGUGUGUUGCUAGUUAUUAUGUUUUCAAAUGGUUAAGUACUGAUUCUGUAAUUCCAAUCAGGGAUGUUACAAAAAAGCAUAACUGGAAAACUAUACAAAUUUCUUCUAAGCCCUGGUACUGCUCUGUUUGUGAGGCACUUCUUCUUAACGGUAUUGGGGUUUAUUGUGACUGCUGUGGUAUUUUUUCUGAUCCGGAUUGUGUCAAAACAGCAAAUAAAGAGCUAAAAUGUAAAGUGGUUACAAGUAAGAGUGAAGAGCAUUUCCAUCAUUGGAUAAAAGGUAACUUAUCUCUUGGUGCAAUGUGUGUAGUAUGCAAAGAAGAGUGUUCUGUAGAACCAGGUUUAGUAGACUACCAAUGCUGCUGGUGUCACAGAACAGUUCAUACAGAAUGUUUAGAAAAAAUAAAUAAGGAAUGUGAUUUUGGUCCUUUUCGUAAUAUGAUAGUGCCCCCCUGGUGUGUCCAAGUAGCAAGAUUAAAGAGCAGCAUCCAUCGUCAUUUGCUGCUUAGAGGAGUCAAAAAUCCUGGAUGGAAAGACUGGUGUCCAUUAAUCGUUGCUGGAAAUAGGAAAUCAGGCAACAAUGACGGAGCAACAGUGCUGUCGGAAUUCAGAAGAUAUUUGAAUCCUGCACAGGUGCUUGACUUGGCUGAUAGACCCCCAGCUGCAGCACUUCAAUGGUGUGUACUUACAUCACCCAAGCGUUUGAAGCUUCUGGGAGCUGGAGGAGAUGGCACAGUAGCCUGGAUACUUACCACAGCGUUCAGAAUGGACUUGGAUCCUGAACCUCCUAUUGCAAUAUUACCACUUGGAACAGGUAAUGAUUUGUCAAGGGUGUUGGGAUGGGGCAGGGAAAAUCCCUCUGAAGUAAACGUACCGGAUUUGCUUAAAAAAAUUGACAGGGCUGAAGUUAUUGACAUUGAUAGGUGGCGAAUCGAUGUAACUCCUUAUCGUAAUCUCAGUAAUUUAGGUAUAAGGAUUCCCUCGAAAACUCUGUACAUGUACAACUAUUUUAGUAUUGGGGUGGAUGCCCAGGUGGCCCUGGACUUUCACAAAACACGCGACAGCAAAUUUUACAUCUUUGGCAGUCGUAUAUUCAACAAGUUGCUGUAUCUCUGUUUUGGAACACAACAGGUGGUAACAGCUGACUGUAAGAAUAUAGAAAAACGUUUAGAUCUCUAUUUAGAUGGGAAAUACAUUGAUCUUCCGGAAUUAGAGUCUAUAGUAAUACUCAACAUACCCUCGUGGGGUGCAGGAGUUGACUUGUGGGGUUUAUGUGAGUCAGAAAACCCUCAGUCGUAUAACGAUGGUAUUUUGGAAGUUGUUGGUAUUUAUUCGUCAUUCCAUAUCGCCCAGUUACAAGUUGGAUUGUCUACACCUCACGUGUUGGGGCAGGCAAGGACUGUAGAGGUUAAUAUUAAGAAAACCUGCCCAGCUCAGAUAGAUGGCGAGCCUUGGGAACAACAUCCGGCACAUUUAAAAGUAGCCCUGGUAAACAAGGCUUCCGUCUUAUUAAAUCAAGAAUAAUGUUGAAAAGAACAACAAACCUAAGUCUCCAUAAUUUAUUUAACGUUGGGUCUAUUUUUUCGUUGUUACAUUUGAAGUAUUAUCUAUCUUUAUCGACAUAAUCUCUUAUUAAUUAAUGUAAUUAUAAACAGUAAGAUGAUGUGUUGAUUUUCGAAAGCAUUUAUCUAUGUAUAUUUUAAAAAUGUUGACUUACAUAGAUUUAAAUAUGUGUUUCUUUAUUAAUUGUUAAUUAUUUAUUAAUAUUACGGACGUUACACCCAAAAA
Messenger RNA from Agrilus planipennis (emerald ash borer), 2134 nucleotides. Its product is annotated as diacylglycerol kinase epsilon. The record is from RefSeq and is a predicted model, not a curated record. Lineage: Eukaryota; Metazoa; Arthropoda; Insecta; Coleoptera; Buprestidae. Gene Ontology annotation, molecular function: ATP-dependent diacylglycerol kinase activity. The transcript is spliced from 10 exons. The coding region runs from base 215 to 1870 and encodes 551 amino acids.